Messenger RNA from Trifolium pratense (red clover), 2598 nucleotides. RefSeq names its product UV-stimulated scaffold protein A homolog. Gene Ontology annotation, molecular function: RNA polymerase II complex binding. The record is from RefSeq and is a predicted model, not a curated record. Gene Ontology annotation, cellular component: chromosome. The coding region runs from base 177 to 2108 and encodes 643 amino acids. Gene Ontology annotation, biological process: response to UV; transcription-coupled nucleotide-excision repair. The transcript is spliced from 2 exons. Lineage: Eukaryota; Viridiplantae; Streptophyta; Magnoliopsida; Fabales; Fabaceae.
AGAUGGCCUCAGCAGAAAAACGACAGUCUGUUUUGUCGUAUGGUGAACGGAACUAGUUAAUGUAGCGCGCAAGAAAGGAGCAAUUGAAUUGACCACGAAAUGUGAUGAUGUAUAAAUUUAGGGUUUUUCAAUUCAAAAUCAGAAAUCGAGAUUGAAAUUUGGAUAGAUAGAUAGGUAUGGAGGAAGAAGAAAAACAACAACAUGGAAAAGGAAGCAAGGUUAGGUCUUUGAUUGAAAUGGCAACAAACUCCACCGCACCUGAUGUUGAUCCCCGCCUCCUCAAAGCCAUUAAAACGGUGGUCCGCUAUUCCGAUUCCGAGCUCCGACUAGCUUCUCAAACCCUAAUGGAUCUCAUGAAGCGUGACCACUCCCAGGUUAGGUAUCUUGCACUUCAAAUAAUUGAUGAAAUCUUCAUGCGUUCAAAGCUUUUUAGGACUCUUAUUGUUGAGAAUAUGGAGCAAUUAAUGUCCUUGAGUGUUGGGUUUCGGCGAAAUUCGCCGCUUCCUGCACCUCCAUCAGUUGCAUCUGUUUUGCGUUCUAAGGCCAUUGAAUUUUUAGAGAAGUGGAAUGUGUCGUUUGGGGUUCAUUACAGACAGCUUAGAUUAGGAUAUGAUUAUUUGAAGAAUACACUCAGGCUUCAGUUUCCUAACAUACAAGCUAAUGUGGAGAGGAUUCAGCAAGAGAGAAGGGAGAGGGAGAGGAGGUCGAAAGAGAUUUUGUUGAACAAGUAUGAAUCUUUGAAAGAGAAAUUGCCUUCAAUAAAGGGAGAGAUACUGUCUACGAUGGGUGAGAUUGAUGGGUGUUUAGACAUUUUGCAUUCAAAACAGGAGCAUGAGUCAGAUGAUAUCUUAGAUGAUGAAGAGCUUGAUGACUUCCGCUCUUUGGAGCUGCAGCAACUUCGCCGUGAAGCAUUGAAUGAAGGGGAAAAAGUUUACGAGAGCAGCGAAAACAAGGUAGUUUUUGAUGCAUUGAGGGAACUGUACAAACUUCUGGUGACAAAGCACUUGGUUUCCAUCCAAGAAUGGGUUUCCGUACUUGUAAGAGUUGAAGUAGUCGACAAUAGAUUUAGAGAUUCUACUUUGAAGGAGUUUAUUGAUAUCCAAAAUCGUCUUAAAUCAGUUAAAAAGAGAUGUGAGGAGGCAGGUUGUUCUAUUCUAUCAACACGUGAUGGGGAAGAAGAUUUUUGGGAGGAGGGUGAUGUUCUAUUCGUUGAAACUUCAUCUAGUGCGCCUGAUAAUCAAAACAAGCACACUGACAUGGCAUCAACUUCCCAUAAUACGAGCAGUGAUAAUCUUGGUUCAUACGCUACAGAGUCUAAAAGCUCUAAAACUUCCCAUAAUACGAGCAGUGAUAAUCUUGGUUCAUACGCUACAGAGUCUAAAAGCUCUAAAACUGAUAGCCUACAUCAUGGCGGAAAUGAAUCUGAGUCAAACCCUCUGAGGAGUAAACUUUUGACCAAUGCUCCUGUGGUAAGUUGGGGUUCUCACUUGGAUACUUGGGGUUCAAACAGGGUUUUUAUGGCCAACCAGCGGGGCUUGGAUCUUGAUAGUCACUGGGGUAGGGUAGAUGAUGAUGCAGUUAUUCCAUCAGAUAAAAUUGCUGAAUUGAGUGUUCCAGCAAUGCCUUAUGAAGAAAAGCAAAUUGAGAUCCAACCAUGCCAUGCUCCUUUGAGAAAAGGGGGACUCUGUCGGAGAAGAGAUAUGAAAAUUUGUCCAUUUCACGGACCUAUUAUUCCUCGAGAUGAUGAAGGGAGGCCGCUUACUACAAGUCCUUCAGAAGACGUGAAUGUUAAUGUAAAGACUGAUUUAGUAGAGAAGUUAGCAAAACAAGCAGUAAAGAAUGUCCGGGAAACUGACAAGGAGGCGGCCAAGAAGAGAGAAAUUGAUAAACAAGCAUUGAAACGUGCAAAACUUGCUAAAAUUCGGGAACACAACGAAGCAGUUUUACGGGAUGCUGCAUUGGCUUCAACUUCAAGCUCAGCUGCCUUUGGAGAAGAAGAUGAGGCAACUAAGAGAGACAAGAAAGCAAGUCUCGCAUCCAUGCUAAGAAAGAAAGUAACAUCAAAAGAUAGAAUAGCUCGGAAGCUUUUGAGUUCACGGGCAAGGUAGCUAGCAUUUGUCAAUCAAGGAUGCUAAAUAUAGAGGUGCCUUCGCAAAUCAACGGUAAACUGGUAUGGUUUUGAUGGAGCUUGUCUGAUCAUGAGGCCAAUUAUUUGAAUUGAGAGAGGUGGAUAAGUUAUUUUUUCUUAGGCAGAUUACCAGGAUAAGUUAAUUAGGAGUAGUAGUUUGGUCUGUUUGUGUUUCAUUUUUUAAUUUUUUUACCCCACAUUUUAUGUGAAAUCAUUUUGUAUAUAUUAUGUGCCAGAAGGUUACCAAUUCGGCAAUUGAUGUGGUCCUGUUGGUUGUCAACAAUAACUGCUUUGGAAAUUGCAACAUGUCUUGAAUUCAUAAAAAUUGUCACAGAAAUGAAUAUUGGCAUCUGUGAUUUGGUAUGGCUAUUUUGGCUGAGUAAAUGAAAUUGCAGUAGCAGUAGCACACACACCAGAUCCGUGAGGUGUGGAAGGGAUCUUAAUUUGGAAAGUCUCGUGUGAUAUUUUAA